Drosophila eugracilis is the source of this 275-nucleotide messenger RNA. RefSeq lists its product as uncharacterized. The transcript is spliced from 2 exons. The record is from RefSeq and is a predicted model, not a curated record. Lineage: Eukaryota; Metazoa; Arthropoda; Insecta; Diptera; Drosophilidae. Bases 24 to 275 code for a protein of 83 amino acids.
UCCAAGGAAUUGCAACGAGAAAAAUGAAGCUGCUAAUCUUCGCCUGUUUGCUUGGCUUGGCUUUGGGCCAUGAGGUGUAUUACUAUACCCCAACCUAUGGGUAUUAUCCUAGUACUUUUGCCAGGACCUCGGCUGUCCUGCCCUUGGCCUAUUCCCGUCUGAUUGCCCCGGCAGCCGCCGAAUCUCAUCUUUAUCAUAGUGUCCAGACCCCGAACUCCUUCCAGCAGCAAUAUCGCAGUGACUACAAGCCCCUGACCUAUGAGUAUCUGUACUAG